AUGUAAUACUCCACUUCAAACUAACCACAAUAAUAAAAAUAAAAUAACAAAUCAAUUAAACAUUAGAUAAUCUUCCUAUAAUUAUCAUUAAAGGAAACUGGAUUAACGUUACUUUGUUGUAAUACAAAUUUAAGUGUUGAUGAUGAAGUUUUUAAUUAAAUAUCUCUAUAAUUGCUCUUGGUUUAGCAAGGAAUGAAUGUGGAUAUAGUAUAAAUAUUAUUAUGUUAAGAUAGGUAUUUGAUGGCAGAUAAGCAAUCGAGAAAGUUUAAAAUCCUUCAAAAUGUUGCCCAAAAUGUAUGGGUUAUAGGAUACUUAUGGAUAAAGAAAUUAAGAGAAAUGAUGUAAAAUCAAUAAUUACCAAAAAUUCCCAUUAUUGGUUUAACUGCAUUUACUAGCGAUGAAGAAGUGGAAAAAUACAAAGAAGUUGGAAUGCUGCAAAUACUUCAUAAGCCUCUUGACAUCUAAAAAUUAUCUGAUUUUUAAUAAUGUUAAUUAUGA
Molecule: messenger RNA, 498 nt
Organism: Paramecium tetraurelia
Lineage: Eukaryota; Ciliophora; Oligohymenophorea; Peniculida; Parameciidae
Exons: 2
Biological process (GO): phosphorelay signal transduction system
Source: RefSeq, a predicted model, not a curated record